Molecule: messenger RNA, 2673 nt
Organism: Ruditapes philippinarum (Manila clam)
Lineage: Eukaryota; Metazoa; Mollusca; Bivalvia; Venerida; Veneridae
Exons: 2
Coding region: 18-1694 (558 amino acids)
Biological process (GO): positive regulation of DNA-templated transcription
Cellular component (GO): nucleoplasm; chromatin
Molecular function (GO): zinc ion binding; ubiquitin-protein transferase activity
Source: RefSeq, a predicted model, not a curated record
AAAUAUUGAAGUUUAAAAUGGCGUCUAGUGGGAGUGAUAUUUCGUCUGACGAGAUAUAUAAUUUUAAAUGUUCUCCAUGUUUGGACGAUAACAGACAUAGAGAAGCUUCGAAAUACUGUGUGGAAUGUCAGGGAUACUUUUGUCAACCAUGUGCCGAGAUGUUUCACAAAUUGCCGGGAUUAAAGUCUCACAAGUUUUUGGAUCAGACGAAUUACAAGUCGUCAAGUGUCCUUGGACAGUUGCCAGCUAUACCCACUCAGAUAUGUAGCGUUCACGAGACAAAAAUUGUGGACAUGUAUUGUGGAAAUCAUGAUGAGGUUGCAUGUACAUCUUGCAUGACACUGAACCAUAGCUCUUGCUCUGACGUGAAGUCAAUCCCGGAUAUUGUCGACAACGCAUUUAAAAUGCCAGACAUCAAAAGGAUGAAUCAAAAAUUGAAAGAUUUGAAAAUAUUAAAGGAAAAAGUAGUUGAUACCAAACGUGUCCAGAGAGAAACCUUGAAAAAGUCUAAAUUAGACGCAUUAACUGAAAUAAGAAAGUAUCGAAAAGAUCUCGACGCUUUCCUAGAUAACAUCGAGAAAGAAUCGAUAAGCGAGGUUUUGGAGAUAUUCCAAAAGGUUGACCAGGAAAUUUGCAAAGAUAAAACGAAAGCAGAAAACGAAAUAGACCGUCUAGAACGUUCGUUGAAUGAUUUGAAACAAUCGGAAGGAAACAACGCCCAGCUGUUUGUUUCAUUGAAAAUGGCUGCUUCAAAUAUUUCAAAGAUGGACGACGACAAAAUACAAGAACAAACCAGUUCUGAGACAAGGAUCACAUAUCAUUUUAAUCCUACUAUACAAACAUCUCUUCAAAACCUCAAAACGUUCGGAUCUGCUCUUCAGCCAAGAACAGCAACAUCAGUCUGGUCAGUUGAAUGUAUUAAAGAUUUUGAUAUCAGUUUACAAUCUGACAGAGGAACAUGUUGUGUAUAUGGAACCUGUUUAACAACAGACGGAUUCUUACUUAUAAGUGAUUACACCAAUAAAAAACUUAAGCGUGCUGAUAUUCAAAAUAUGUCAGUUAAGGAUCAUUGUUUACUUCCUACUCAGCCAUGUGGUGUAUGUUGUACAAGUGAUACUGAAGCUGUUGUCUGUUUAGACAAUAAUUCAGUUCAAUUUGUUUCGCUGAACAGACAACUGACUCUCACACGAAGUAUGAAAUUUAACCACGAAUGUUUUGGCAUUGCUUAUAAAGAUCAGAAACUGUAUAUAACAGACAAUUAUAUCUCAAUAUAUAUAUAUGAUUUAACAGGCAAUGUGUUACAGGUUGUAAAUCAAGACAAUAAUGGGAGGAUUAUAUUCUCAAAUACGCGCAAUAUUGCUUUUAGUGAUGUAGACAAUAAGAUGUUUGUUGCUAGUUGGACAAAAGGUAUUAUUUUUCUGGAUGGAAAAGGGAAUUACUGUCAGACUUUAACCGAUCCGGAAUUACAAACUGUGUCAAGUGUUUGUGCAGACGGUAAAGGAGCUUUGUUUGUGUCCGGGUUUUAUUCAAAUAACGUUAUACAACUAGGAAGUGAUGGUAAGAAACUAGGCGUGAUCGUAAAAUCAUCCGAUGGACUGCAGAGACCAGACUCUAUCUGUUUUGACAAUAGGAAACGUAUGUUAUUUAUUUCCCAAAGAAAUAGCAAUAUUGUUAAAGUUGCUUUUCUGAAAUAAAGAUAUCAGAAAACAUAAAACAAUGAAAAAUAUAUAGAGUGUUAUCAUAAAAGUAAUACCAAAUUCGACAAACACUCAAUUAAUAUAUAUUGUUCAGAAAUUAACUUUACCCUCUCUCCAUCACUAGGAUACUAGGAACUUGGUAGAAAAAAGCAGUUAAGAUAAAAAAAAAUCAUUAUAUAUCAAUUAAUGCGAUUAAUCUCUCUCAACAGCCAACUGACCCUCGCACGAAAUAUGAGGUUUAGCAUUAUUGUUUUGGCAUUCCUUAUAAGGAUCUGAAACAUGAAGUUAUGAUAUAAAUAACACACAAAUCAUGAUUUAUGUCAUUACUGAACACAUUCUUAGCCGCGUUAGGUACCUCAAUAUAAAUUUACAUGUACAAGGUAUUUUUUAAUAGAUUAUAGAUGCUAAAACUUAUUAAUUAUAAAUAGAUGAACUGCUUGUUGUUGCAUCUUUUCUCUUUUUAAACCAAAAGCAAAAGUGCAACCACAUUAGGGCGCUUACAAGUAUAUUGUGAUUUUGCAAGUACUUUAAGUGAAACUGAAUAACUCUUACAACAUGUUGUUAAUACUGGUACUGGUACUGCAUUACUGCUUUAAAAAGCUUUACUGCUAUUGCAUUACCAGGCAGUACUUUGGUUUUGAUUAAAAGUCAUCAGUCUUUUCUCUUUGUGUAAACAAGAACAAGAUAAAGGCACCAUAAAAGUUAUUUACUUUGGUAUAAGUUGAACAGAGGUGUGAUGGUGUGAAAGGUAACAAAAAACGUGUGUUUUAAAUGAAAGAUGAUCAUUGUAUUACAAUUAACUGGUUACUAAACAAUAAGAUAAUUAUGACAUGAAUAUAUGUUGUAAAUAUUGUUUGUAAAAGAUAUGUCAAAACAUUAAAGUUGUAAAGAACUUAAAGUCAAUAUUAAUUCCAUUUUUUCUGAAUAAUAUUUACAUUUCUUUUUUAAAAUUUGAAGUGUACAAAUGUGAGAUGGA